AUGAAUUCAAAUAUAGAAAUGAAACAAUUAAUUAUACAAAAUAUUCGUAAUGAUAUACAAAGUCAAAAUCCAAUAUUUAUUAAUUUAGCUUUACAAUGUGUUGUUAAUAUUGGUGAUAAAGAAAUGGCAGCUGCAUUUACAAAUGAAAUUCCUCGUUUAUUAUAUCAGGAUAUCAUUGAUUCUGUUAAGCAAUCAGCUGCUCUUUGUUUAUUAAGACUUCAUCGUACAAGUCCAGAAUCAUUACAUUUAAAUACUGAACGGACUGGAAGAAUUAUUCAUCUUCUUAAUCAUCAACAUUUAGGUACAGCAACAUCAGCAGUUAGUUUAAUUGAUGCACUUGUUAAACGUAAUCCAGAUGAAUAUAAAGGUUGUAUUAGUUUGGCUGUUUCACGUUUAAGCAAAAUUGUUACUUCAUCAUAUACGGAUUUUCAAGAUUAUACUUAUUAUUUUGUUUCAGCACUAUGGCUUUGUGUUAAAUUAUUACGUUUACUUCAAAAUUAUCCAUCACCAGAUGAUCGAUCAAUUCGAAGUCGUUUAAAUGAAUGUCUUGACAUAAUGCUUAAUAAAGCACAAGAACCAUUAAAAUCUAAGAAAGUUCAACAUUCAAAUAUACGUAAUGCUGUUUUAUUUGAAGCAAUUAAUCUUAUUAUACAUAUGGAUUGUGAAUCAACAUUACUUGUACGUGCAUGUAACCAACUUGGACAAUUUUUACAAAAUCGUGAAACAAAUCUUCGUUAUCUUGCAUUGGAAAGUAUGUGUUUAUUAGCAACAUCAGAAUUUUCACAUGAAGCUGUUAAAAAACAUCAAGAAACAGUUAUUAAUGCAUUAAAAAGUGAACGUGAUGUUGGUGUUCGUCAACGUGCGGUUGAUCUUCUUUAUGCAAUGUGUGAUAGAUCAAAUGCACAAGAUAUUGUACAAGAAAUGUUAACAUAUCUUGAAACAGCUGAUUAUACAAUUCGAGAAGAAAUGGUUCUUAAAAUUGCAAUACUUAGUGGAAAAUAUGCAAUUGAUUAUAAAUGGUAUUUAGAUGUAAUGCUUAAAUUAAUUCGUAUAGCUGGUGAUUUUGUUUCUGAAGAAGUUUGGUAUCAUGUUAUUCAAGUUGUUGUUAAUAGAAAUGAUGUACAAAGUUAUGCAGCUAAAAUUGCCUUUGAAGCAUUACAAGCACCAGCUUGCCAUGAAAAUAUGGUUAAAGUAGCUAGAUAUAUUCUUGGUGAAUAUUGA
This is a messenger RNA of Rotaria sordida, 1221 nucleotides long. NCBI's taxonomy places the organism in Eukaryota, Metazoa, Rotifera, Eurotatoria, Philodinida, Philodinidae. The record is from the annotation of a GenBank genome assembly.